Fusarium fujikuroi IMI 58289 is the source of this 1713-nucleotide messenger RNA. RefSeq names its product related to pyruvate decarboxylase. Bases 1 to 1713 code for a protein of 570 amino acids. NCBI's taxonomy places the organism in Eukaryota, Fungi, Ascomycota, Sordariomycetes, Hypocreales, Nectriaceae. The record is from RefSeq and is a predicted model, not a curated record. The transcript has a single exon. Gene Ontology annotation, molecular function: carboxy-lyase activity; thiamine pyrophosphate binding; magnesium ion binding.
AUGACACAUACAAAGGAGGCAACUGUCCCCCUCGGGGAGUACCUCUUUACCCGUCUCAAGCAACUCGAGAUCGGCUCUAUCUUCGGCGUUCCAGGCGAUUAUAACCUCAGAUUGCUGGACUACAUCAAACCAACUGGCAUCAACUGGAUCGGAAACUGCAAUGAGCUCAACGCCGCCUACUCCGCAGAUGGUUACUCUCGUAUUCAAGGUCUCAGUGCUGUGAUCACUACUUUCGGCGUAGGCGAACUCUCAGCGAUCAAUGGCAUCGCCGGUGCUUACUCUGAACGAGCACCAGUCAUCCACAUCGUCGGUGCACCAUCAAGAACCCUCCAGAGUGCAAGGGCCUUGGUGCAUCAUACUUUCAUAGACGGAGAGUAUGGAAGGUUCGCAGAGAUGCAUCGACAUGUUACAGCUGCGCAGACGUGUUUGACGGAUGUACAGACUGCAGCUGAUAAGAUCGACUGGAUCAUUGAGCAAGCCAUGAUCCAUCAGCGACCAGUUUAUCUGCAGAUCCCUGAUGAUCUGGUUUCGAUGCAGGUCUCGACGGCGAAUUUUGAGAAGAGACCUGUUAUUCGCCCUGCGCCGUCUACUGCUGAGAUCAGCGCGGAGACCGUUGAUAAGAUCUUGCAGCGUAUCUACUCUGCUUCCAAGCCUCUCCUCUAUGUUGACGGCGAGAGUCGUAGUAUCGGUGCUAUUGACGAGAUCAAUAAGCUCAUUAACACUACCAACUGGCCAACCUGGACAACAGCAUUUGGAAAAGGUCUGAUCAGCGAGGAGUUGCCCAAUGUUCAUGGCGUAUACCUGGCCAACGCCGAAGAUAAAAAGUCCCUCGACUAUUUCAAGUCUUCUGAUCUUAUCUUGUUUUUCGGUCCACACAUGAGCAACAUUAACACUGAGAUCUUCAAGACGAUGCCGCAGGAGAGUGUGACUGUUUCGUUCUCGCCUGGUCAGAUCAAGAUCGCUGGCCAGGUCAUUCGGGACGUGGACCCUCGACAGUAUCUUGAAAGGAUCGUCAGCCAACUUGACUCUUCUAAACUUGCCAAGAUUGAGAGUCCUGCCAUCGCGGCGAAGGCGCCAGCUGAGCCUUCACCAUCGGAUGCUCUCAACCAAGCUCAAUUCUAUCACUACGUGAACCCCAUGUUCCGACGUGGCGAUAUUGUUCUGACCGAAACUGGUACCGCUGCGACUGGCGGAAAGGCUUUUAAGCUGCCCCAAGACUGUCGCUACUUCACAUGCGUGACAUGGCUAUCGAUCGGGUACAUGCUCCCCGCCACACUCGGUGCAGCGCUAGCCCAACGGGACGUGAACGGUUCGCAGCGAGCAGUUUUGUUCAUCGGCGACGGAAGUCUACAAAUGACUGCCCAAGAGAUCAGCACAAUGAUCAAGCAAAAGCUCAACGUAAUCAUAUUCGUCAUCAACAACAACGGAUAUACAAUUGAGCGGGCCAUUCACGGAAGGAAUGCGGAUUACAACAACAUUUCGCCGUGGAACCACCAACAUGCCCUUGGGUUGUUUGGAUUGAGCCAAGAAGAGGCAUCGAAGCGAUAUUUCUCAGCAAAGACAUUUGCGGAAUUGAGGACAGCGAUGGACUCGAAAGUGGUGCAGGAUAGCGAGGGAGUCACGAUGAUUGAAGUCUUCAUGGGCCAGGAAGACUGCACUGGCGAGUUGAAGGAAUUGCUGGACAGCCAAAUGGCGCGGGAAGAGAGCCAGUAG